CACCUGAAGAAAACAGUGGAUGACCUGCAGGCAAAACUGGCCCUUGCGAAGGGGGAGUAUAAGACUGCCUUGAAAAACCUGGAGAUGAUCUCAGAUGAGAUUCAUGAGAGGAGACGGUCCACUGCCAUGGGGCCCCGAGGAUGUGGCGUGGGUGCUGAAGGGAGCAGUACCUCUGUGGAAGACCUGGCAGCAAGUAAACCGGAGUCGGACACCAUCUCCAUGGCUUCAGAAGCGUUUGAGGAUGACAACGGCAGCAGCUUUGUAUCCGAAGAAGAUUCGGAAACUCAGUCGGUGUCCAGCUUCAGCUCUGGUCCUACGAGUCCCUGUGAUGUGCCCACUCAGUUUCCUCCCCUGGCGCGACCUGGCAGCUUGGAUCUGCCCAGCCCUGUAUCCCUCUCCGAGUUUGGGAUGAUAUUUCCUGUGCUGGGCCCCCGAAGCGAAUGCAGCGGGGCAUCCUCCCCUGAGUGCGAAGCUGAGAGAGGGGAUAGGGCAGAAGGGGCUGAGAACAAGACAAGCGACAGAGCGAACAAGAACAGGAGCAGCAACAGGAGCAGCUACACUGAGGGGCUGGCUUUGGAUAACCGCAUGAAGCAGCUCUCCCUUCAGUGCAUUAAAAUCAAAGAAGGAAUAUGUGCAAGCAGAAAAGCUGCCCAGAUCGGCUGAGUCCUUCUUGUGCCCUGUCCUGAUUCAUGGGAGUAUAAAUAUUUAUACAUGAACUAAGUGUUUGAAGAACAUUGUGCCAAUACGAUAUGCCAAAUCUUAAGCGUU
Molecule: messenger RNA, 768 nt
Organism: Pterocles gutturalis (yellow-throated sandgrouse)
Lineage: Eukaryota; Metazoa; Chordata; Aves; Pterocliformes; Pteroclidae
Gene: SH3BP5
Product: SH3-domain binding protein 5 (BTK-associated)
Exons: 3
Biological process (GO): intracellular signal transduction; negative regulation of protein tyrosine kinase activity
Cellular component (GO): cytoplasm
Molecular function (GO): protein kinase inhibitor activity
Source: RefSeq, a predicted model, not a curated record